Molecule: messenger RNA, 576 nt
Organism: Plasmodium relictum
Lineage: Eukaryota; Apicomplexa; Aconoidasida; Haemosporida; Plasmodiidae
Product: OPA3-like protein, putative
Exons: 1
Coding region: 1-576 (191 amino acids)
Biological process (GO): regulation of lipid metabolic process
Cellular component (GO): mitochondrion
Source: RefSeq, a predicted model, not a curated record
AUGAUUCCUUUUUUUAAAAUAGGAAUUGUUUUAAUCAGACAAGUAAGUAAACCUAUAUCUGGUUAUAUAAAAAAAAAAGCAAUAGAAAAUAAAAAAUUUAAAAGUAUAUGUAUAUAUUGCGGAAAGAAAUAUUAUUUUUUUGAACAAUAUAUACAGAAAAAAUUUUAUAAUUCAAAUACAACGAAUGUUAAUUAUAGUUCUUUUAUCAGUGAAAAUAAAUCAGUUAAUGUAGGAAGUGAAAUUCUAGGUGAGACUAUUAUUUUUCUGAUUGCAGCAUUAAUCAUUGUUGCAGAGUAUAAGAGAAAUAGCUUGAAAGAAGCAAAAAAGGAAUUAAUAUUAAAUCAUAAAUUAGAUACAUUAAGAUUGCAAGUAAAAGAAUUACAAAGAGAAAAUGACGAAAUUAUGAAAAUUGUUUUUCCAAAUAAAAAAAAUGUUCGAGAUAAGAGAAACUUUGAGAUAGUACAUACAAAUCUUUUUAAAGAUAUUUAUAAUAAAGUUAUGGGUAAAUCAAAAGAAAUAACAAAUAAUGAAGAAAAUAGAAAUAAAGAUGAAAUUAAAAAAAUAAAGGACUCAUAA